Molecule: messenger RNA, 981 nt
Organism: Aspergillus piperis CBS 112811
Lineage: Eukaryota; Fungi; Ascomycota; Eurotiomycetes; Eurotiales; Aspergillaceae
Exons: 2
Coding region: 351-857 (168 amino acids)
Source: RefSeq, a predicted model, not a curated record
GGACUGAAACGAACAACUGCACCACCACUAUCACCGGAUAUACCCUCGUCCAGGUUGCUGCUGCCUUCGCUCUUCUUCUUCGAUUGCUUUUUUGCGCUGUUCCAAUUAACCCAGCCCCGCAUGCAAUCGCCGUUUCCCGUGCCACCUUUUUGGGCGUGAGCCUGAUACUGGAUUGACUUUAUCCAGAUCCGCUCGGUGCAUGAGGGGAAAAAGCUAAAGCUUGCCGUCAUGGCUCGGCUAUGCGUGAGGGGGCGUGGACAAAACACUACAUCUGACUAUCCACAAUCCGCGGAGUGGAGCGUGGGCUGGUUCCCUCGGCGUGCUUGCUUGCUUGCUUUGACUGCUGUCUGAUGUCUGCUGUCCGUCUGUCUGCGCGCGGAUGGGCAUCGAUCGAUCAGGGCGAAAAGCCCGCUUCCGUGGCCGGCCGUGUAGCCCGUGGCCUCUUUGGGUCUGUUGGCCGAGACCAAAAAAGUUAUAAAGACCAGGUCCGGAGCCGGAUUCUUGUUUCACAAUCAGACCUCAAUUCAUCAAGCAAGGAUACCUUCCAAAGCAAGCAACUCAGCCAGCCAACAAGCAAGACAAAAGCGAAGCCGCAAUCAUCAUCCAGCAAAGACACCUUCCUAUUCAUUUUGAGUUCAUUCCAUUAUGAAACCAUCUACUCUUUACUCUUCUCUACCUUGGGUCAUCACGUCCCUCCUCACGGUAGCUGUUCAUGGCGCUCCUACAGGGACAAAGUCCAACCCUCCCCUACGAGGCUCCGAGAACUUGCUGGGUUACUCGGCCUCCAACACCGUAACGGACCAGUCCACCGACGAGAUCCCUUAUGUGCCGGUGCCAGGACAGACCGAUGCCGCUGACCUCGGCGUAUACCUGGACUUUGAAGAUAUCGAGAACCCGCAACCGGUCCGCGGAAGCACGGGAGGAACUGACCCUGGACCUCGUAUGUAGUGUCGAUCCAUGGAACCAGACCAGGCGUUUGGU